AAAUUGCAUUGCCAUUUCCAGUCUCGAACUCCCUUAUCCGCUGUGCAGUGAGCUUUUCUCCAGCAGAAAUUUUAGCAAGAAUACUAUCAAUCUUACCGAUUCCUAGAUUUUGCUCUAGUCUAUAUCAGUCUCAGGAUAUCAAUUAGUUCAGUUUUAAUUUCGCCCCCUCAGAAUUGAGAUGAAUUUUCGUAAUUGGUUUUUCGUGUUUUCGAACCAUCUUCGGAAAUAACUCGGUAAUGUUGAGUGAAAUAUUGCUGAUUCCUGAAAAUGAUUACUGCUGCUUUUCAUAAGAACGGUAUGAAACAUUUGGCCAACGGCAACCUUAACAAUCACUGCGAUGACCCGCGGGACGAAAGUUCUAGUAAUAUUUCCAAGGAUAAAUCAAGCGUGAUGAUCCCGGAACAGGAUUACACCCAACCACCAGUCCCUCAAGGGCAAGAGAAUACACCGGAAAUAGAUAUAGUAAUCAACAAUGUAGUCUGUAGUUUUAGUGUUCGUUGUCAUCUGAAUUUGAGACAGAUCGCACUCAAUGGAUGCAAUGUUGAAUACAAAAGAGAAUAUGGGAUGGUAACUAUGAAAAUAAGGAAACCCUACACGACUGCAUCAAUAUGGUCUAGUGGUAAAAUUACAUGUACAGGAGCCACCAGCGAGGAUCAAUCUCGCAUUGCCGCCCGCCGCUUUGCACGAGCACUUCAAAAAUUAGGCUUCAAAACACGCUUCACUAAUUUUAGAAUCACGAAUGUCCUAGGAACAUGUUCAAUGCCCUUUGGCAUUAAAAUAAAUCAGUUUUCUACGCAUCAUAGGGAAGCUGAGUAUGAACCUGAGCUUCAUCCCGGUGUAACAUUUAAAAUAAGAAGUCCCAAAGCUACGCUCAAAAUAUUUUCAACUGGAAGCAUUACUGUCACAGCUGGAAGUGUGCUAGAUGUGCAGCAAGCAAUUGAACAUAUUUUUCCUCUAGUCUAUCCGUUCCGCAAAGAACGAACGAAGGAAGAUGAACUGGCGCUAGAACAGAGACUGAAUAAGGCUAAAAAACGAAAAGCUACAACAGAAUUAGUUCUGGAUGAGGUUGAUGUUGAUAUUGAUGAGCCCUCCGAUGACGCCUCUGAUGUUGACUCUCUAGACUAAAGUAUGUUAAUGCAAAACUUCAUUUUUUAUCAUGUCAUGUACUCGUUUCACGUAUCCUUUUCCAUGGUAAAACUUUGCUUGGUAACCUAAGCCAAAAGUGAGAAUCAGGGUCUUAGUUAUAGCUCUAGCUGUUGCUCGCAUUUGAGAAACGUCAAGCUCGUCUGCAAAAAGUUUCAGGACUAGUAGAAGUAACCUAGUCCUUCAAUUAUUAACGUUGCAGCUGUAUUCAAAGUCAAAAGGAAUGAUUUGCAAGUUAGCGAUUAGACAGAUAAUCAGCAGAGUACAGGGAUGAAUUUAUAUCUGUAUCAAGUCACAAUAUCAUAUACCAUGCUUAAUUUGCACCAAUAGUCUACACAAAUUUAGAGGCUAUGUAAUCCAUGGUAGAAAGAAAACAGGUAUGGAUAUUGAAUCAACUUGCCUCCAUAGCUAUUUACUUUCACUGUCAAGCAACCUUUUUGUUUUUUUUUUUAGAAACAAGUGGCAUCAGUGUAGCAUGUUAAUAGGGCUGAAAAGAAAAGAGACAUGAAAUGGAGUAAAAAUAAAGAACAAUUUAGUUUGGACCUAUUUAUUUUUAAAGAAACCAAAUUCUUGUCUGUUCAAAGAUAGCUUGUUGGAUGUUUGGCAUGGAAAACUCGAGCUGGUACAAGUUCUAGUAUUGAGAAUAAUCUGUACCUUAUCCAGUCUGAGUCUCAGUAACAUCAGUUGUUCUAGUAAAAUUUCUAAGUGAUGGAUUUUUUCCAAGUAUUCAUUGCCCCUUGCCUUUUCAAAAGUCUUUGACUGUAAAUUUUAUUCAUGAAAUAAUUGCCGAAUGAUUCUUUGAACUAAUACCUGAACAAGUUCAGGCAGACUCCAAAUUCACCUGUCUGUUGUCUACUCCAAAAUAUCUGUGUGCCAUUUUAUAAGUCCCCCUUUUCCAUGAAAAGCAACAAUAAUAAAGACUGACAUGGAAGUAAUUCUAGCCUUUUUCAGUGUCUGAUCACUAAUUGAUGGGAGAAACUCCGUCUGUGUAGAUGUUACUAUUUUCAUCAUUGAAUCCUUCUUUCUAACCGAGAACUUAUAUUUUUUGGCUCUGCCCUCACUUAGAUUCUCCAUACCGCCAAAACUUUGUUUUUUUUUUUGGGUCCUGGAUUAGGCUACGUGAAAUGAUCCAUCCUCUUGUCUCAUGAAUACGAAGCAAUUUUUCAUCAGGAGUAAAAUCCUACAGGUGCCUUUGAUAACAAUUUGUGGGAAAUGAAAAUGGCACUUUUCUACUUACUGUUCAAUUAGAAGGGUCUUUUGUACCAUUUAUUUCAAUUCUGUAAUUAUUCAAGUGUAGUGUGUGCCGAAUUCCAUUCAGAAUUGAUCCAAAGUUUUCUGGAUGUAAAAUGCAUUGUAAUUAUCAAUUAUGUUUAAUCAAAUGACAAGUUCUUGAAAAGUCAGGAAAUUUUUCCCAACUCUGGAAAGACAGGAUAGUGCCAGGAAAUUUCGAUGUAGAACCUUGACAUUUUGUCUUUCAACCAAAACAUUGGAAUUUUGCAAUUUCAAGAGAUAAAGCCCCAAUUUUUUUGGGGGAAAAAUAACUUUUAUGAGUAAUCGUGCCCCCCUUCCCCCAAUUAAAAAGUCAGCAAAUUCCAUUCUAAAAACCCUGAGAAGUUAGGGUAGAGUUAGGGACUUUUAAAAUUCAUGGAAACUUGUCAUGUACCCUUUUUUAGGUAAAAGACAUUCUGAAUGCCAAUGAACCACAUUUUGCAUGAAGGAACUACAAUUUCCAUUGUAUGUUUGAUUGAAUGAACUAAACUAAAAAAAACCGCUGUUUUUGAUUCUCGGCAAUUAUGACCAAAAAGUUCGCCCAGUAUUUGAUAAAAGAGGGUAUAAACUUUCAUCUUUUUCAAUGCAUGCUGUCGAUCAGUAUGGAUCUGAGUCCAAUCUAAUGAUGUCAGGUUCCUUUCCUCGCUCUUCUGUUUUACGUAGAGGUAAAAUUGUGUUCUCACUCAAUGUAAGCUUUUGAGAGUUUCAAUGAACGUAAAGAACAACACGAAAAAUUUAAGUCAGGUAUGUGCUCAGGUAUUUUCUCAAUGAACACAUGAUGAUGGUUGGCAGUACUUGAAAUUUUAACUCGGUGCGCCAAAGCAUUCAAUUUUCGCUUUUCUCAAAGACCUAGGCCGUGUAAAUUUGUUGUGUCCUGAAAAACAGCAGAAGGUGGUUGAGGAGGAAUGAAUGGAGGAAGAAUGAGAACUUUCAGACCCAAAGAACAUCACAAAUUUACAGACCUGAAGUAAUUUUUCCCACCCAUCUUCACACUCAUCUUCAUCCCCUAUUUCUUUUCUCUUGUUCUCUAAUUUUAUUUGCAUCUCUAUAUCCUUUUAUUUUUUUAUUCUAUUUAGUUGUCAGUAAAUUUCCCUCGCAGUAUGGCUUGGUACAAUACCUCAGGAGGAUUCAUUUUUCUGUCAUUUUUUCUCAUCUCCUUCAGAAUUCAAGUCAAUUCUGAACCACUUAGUAUCUUUAUGCAAACUUAUCUGAAGCUGUAGUCAGGAAAUGUUUAUGGAAACAUUACAAAUUUGUAAUUCUCUCUAUAUUUACUUUUUGCUGUCGUGUAAAUAUCAAACGUAUGAAGAUCAUUUUUGAAUGAUUGCAGUCAAAUACACAUAAAUUCCUAGAA
Molecule: messenger RNA, 3763 nt
Organism: Bemisia tabaci
Lineage: Eukaryota; Metazoa; Arthropoda; Insecta; Hemiptera; Aleyrodidae
Product: TATA box binding protein-related factor 2
Biological process (GO): DNA-templated transcription initiation
Molecular function (GO): DNA binding
Source: RefSeq, a predicted model, not a curated record